Molecule: messenger RNA, 1134 nt
Organism: Triticum urartu
Lineage: Eukaryota; Viridiplantae; Streptophyta; Magnoliopsida; Poales; Poaceae
Product: replicase polyprotein 1ab protein
Cellular component (GO): chloroplast
Source: RefSeq, a predicted model, not a curated record
CACAAUAAUCUCGCGACCACGCGACGCACUCUUGCCCUCGCACACGCCGGAAUGGCGUCCACGCUCGCACCUCCUCGGUGGCAUCACCCCCCACCGCCGUCGACCCGGACCAACCCCGGCCGCCUCCUCCACCUAUCGCGCUCCGCUGUUCCCGCCCGCCGUGUUCAGCUCGGCCGGGCCUCGACGGUGUCCCCUCGCGCCUUCUUCGGCCGCGCCGACCUCGACGGCCUUCUGCAGCGCGCUUGGCGAGGCGCCAACGCGGGGGCCGAGCGCCUCUCCUUCGAGGCGAGACAGGCCGCGCAGCGCCUGGACGGGCGGUACUCGAUCUCGCGCCGCGUGGCCGAGGCCGCGCGCGCGGCGCGGGAACGAGCCGCUGAGAUCGACGCCGAGCUCGGCGUCGGCCGGCGGUGGCGGUCCUUCUCCGUCGACUUCUCCCGCAGCUGGCCUAGGUAUCGGAGGGAGCUGAGUGACUUCCUGGCGACUCCUAUCGGGCGAGCCUUGUCUACACUUACUUUCGUGUGGCUUGCACUGUCGGGGUGGCUCUUCAGAAUUUUCAUUUUCAGUACAUUCGUGCUACCAUUUGCAGCCCCUCUUCUCCUUGGGACAUUUGCUAACAGGGUUGCUAUUGAGGGAUCGUGCCCAGCAUGUAAAAGACGGUUCGUGGGCUACCGCAACCAGGUGAUCCGGUGCAUGAAUUGCCAAAACAUUGUGUGGCAGCCAAACAGCAGGUCCUCGGGAGGCGGUGGCGGUGGCGGUUCAAGAAGCUCAGGGCCUGAUUACAUCGACGUGGAGUUCGAGGAGAAGUGAUGAACGCGCUGUUCUUGCACUUUACACGGGCUAAUCGGGCGUGGAGGAGAGGGAAUGAGAAGACCGUGUGCUCAGGCUGCGAUUGGUGAGCCGUUUUGUAUAUGCGGCUGUGUUCGUUAUUAGGUGUGUUGUUGUACAUUAUAUGUGCCUGUUAUUACAGAUGGGCUGGCAUGCGCAAACUCACUUCUGGCCUAUGCAGUACUUGUUACAUUUUGUGAGUGCAGUAGGGAGACUGUAAUUUGUAGAGCAUGCAAAUGCCACUUCAGUAAUGAAUCUUGGAAAGCAAAAAAAAUAAAUAAAACCCUUGCACAUCUAUCAUAAAAAAAA